GGGCGCAGUUCUUAUAUUGAUGACAUCGCUCACGGUGCGAAAACAUGCGAUCAGCUUUGUGAAGAUCUGGACACCUUGCUUUAUCGCUUACGUUACUGGAAUAUAUCGGUGAGUUUACCAAACCGCGAGUUUGGAAAACGAUCGAUCCCCUAUCUGUCACAUGAGAUUAAUGCACAAGGUAUCCGAGCGAUCCCAAAAGUUGCAAAAGGUGUUAUGUAUCUACCGUUCCCCAAAUCUCACAAAGGUGUGCUGUCGUUUCUUGGAAGUCUGAACUACUACCAUAAGUUCAUUGAAGACUUUCCGGUAGUGGCAGCAGUCCUUUCAGAAGAGCAGAUACGUCAGGGACGAGACCUCUCGCGAGCUCAUGAGUCAUUCGAACUGCUUAAAAGGAAAAUCGUUGCGACGCCAAUGUUGAGACAUCCGGAUAUCCAAAAGCCAUUUGUGAUCAUUCCACACGCGAACCGUUGGGCUGUUUGUGCAGUUGUAGGACAAGAAUACGAUGGAAAGAUACAACGGUACACGGGACGCGUUUUGAAUGAUGCUGAACUCCGGUAUCACAUUGCCGAGAAGGAGGUUAUUGCUAUCUUGCGGGCGUUACAAGUCUUUAGGACUAUUCUGGAAGGCCGACGACUGAUCAUCUACACAAGAUAUUCUGUUUUGAAAUGGGUCUUACAGUCUAAGUCGGCAGACGGGAGGUACGUUCCUUGGGGAGUCACACUCUCACAUUGGGAUAUCGAAAUCUGGAAAGUCCAAAAGGAUGGGGACGGACUGGUAGCCAUCAUGGGAGUAGGGAUCACGCCACGAGAACAUUUGGAUGAGGUCGUUGAGAAGUUGAUUCCCCUGAAAGGACAUGUUCGAAAGCCCCCAGUAGUGAGUGUGGAGAUGUUAGGAAGUGAUUUCCAAGGAGUCGUACUGAGUUUCGACGGUGCCGCAAAACUCUCCACCAAAAAAGGAAGCUGUGGUUGUGUGCUAUGGCAGCUACCUGGUUGGAAGGUUCUAAAGGCAAAAGGCUUCCUGUUGGAGAACGUCACAGUGAACGACGCCGAGUAUCAUGGGCCUUUCAAAGGACUCGAGCCAUCGAAAUGA
Messenger RNA from Phytophthora megakarya, 1086 nucleotides. Lineage: Eukaryota; Oomycota; Peronosporomycetes; Peronosporales; Peronosporaceae. The record is from the annotation of a GenBank genome assembly.